This is a messenger RNA of Ochlerotatus camptorhynchus, 2380 nucleotides long. RefSeq lists its product as uncharacterized. The transcript has 5 exons. The coding region runs from base 949 to 2079 and encodes 376 amino acids. NCBI's taxonomy places the organism in Eukaryota, Metazoa, Arthropoda, Insecta, Diptera, Culicidae. The record is from RefSeq and is a predicted model, not a curated record.
GACCAGUUCGCGUUCAACACUCACCCGGUGGAGACGGCUCGUUGUUGUUGCUGCUGCUGCUACAAGACUCGUUGAAGUCGGCAUCUUGGUCGCAGUCGUCACUUUGGAAAUCCUCGCCACAACUGGUGCAAUGUUGUUUAUGGUCACUGAAGAUAGCAACCAGUUUUUGGGCUAAUUUUAUGGCUGAACUGAAGAUGUGACGACGGAGAGAGCUAUAGCUUUCGACACACAUGCAUAUGCUAAUCCUUUAUUCUCUGAAUAGGUUCGUGAAAAGGAAAACAGAAAAUCGAAAGUGAGUGAAAUUUCCGAAAAGAAUUGCAUAUACUAAAGUGUUUGGAAACGGAAAAUUGUUACACUUCUCUUGUAGAGGUAGUCAGCGUGUGAACAAGAAAGGAAAGAAAAAAAGAGACGAGACGGGGCGGUAUGAUUUCGUGAUUUGUUUGGUUUUAGUUUUCGCAAGGCAGAAAAUUGAUCAGGCCGUUUAAAAAGAAGAACCCCGCUCGUCCGAUUGAAGAACCGAGAAAACAAGACAUAGCAAUAGCGUCAUCGGUUGUAUUUUUUCUGGUAAGCACCCAUCAUCAAGACACGCAGACGGAGUUACGACAGUUGCCAGCAUCGAAAUUGACGACGGUGCGACGUCCGUGGAAUACGUGAAAUUGUACUACGCUGCUGGGAAUGCUCUUCAAAGUUCAUGAACUUUUUGCAUAAGUUGCAAAAUCGCGACUGCGUAAAAAGCAAAACCAGCGAUGGAAUAAUGUAAACAUUUCUUGUCGUUAAACACGCACAAAAAAAAACGUCCAAAUAUUCAUUAGCUCUAAACCUGUCCACAUCUGUGGCGGUGAUCAAUAACAACGCAAAGUUAAGUGACCGGUGCAAAUAAGCGACGAACCCGUCAAACUAGGAAACACUGUCUACCAUACUGACGCACGCUCGUAAUAAUUACACACGAUGCCAGCCUAUGCCGGAUUUGAUAGCUUUGCGUCCUCGCGCAGGACCGCUGAAUCGAUCUACUACUCGGCGAAGGAGUUCGAUUCGGCCGACGAGUCGGACUGUAUGCGGCCACUACCGAUGCAAAUGUCGCGGCGACCCAGCCUGAUGGAAUCGCUCGGACCGGUCGACGCGAUCUUCAGCCGGCGUUAUGUCGAUCCAUGGGAUAUGGAGAACUACAUCUACGUCAGGAAACAAGUGCUGGACCCCACCUCGGAGUCCGAGGUGCCUCCAUCGCCGGCCGGUGAACCGAUCCAGUCCAAGUUCUACUACGUCCCAGGGGAUGUCGAAAGCUGCCUCGAGUGCAGUGCCGAGAUCGGUAGUCCCGUCAAGGUGGACCUACUGGACGACGAAGAUGAUCUCGGUGACGACGGGAUCGAUGACGAUCUGGAGGUGGACGAACUGGACGUGGUAGACGAGGAUGGGUUCUACACCGAACGGUACGAUACGGUCAUGGAGGAGGACAGCAUCGGAGGCGACGAUCUUGUCUACAGCACUUACACAGACCUGGAAACAUCAUCCACAGAACACCCCAGCUCGUGCGACAGUUCCAUGUCAGCCCUGCGAUUGCACACUCCUGGCUUUGGCAAGACUGCCACCAACCGACGGCCAAUCGUUCUACCGAAGCCAGUGCCCCAGCUUGAAUUCCCCGGUCCCCCGUCCUACGAUUACUAUGAACCCAGCUGUUGCUAUAUGCCUCUUCCCCCUCCCGUGCCCCCUCACCACAGCCACCCCAUUCCCCUGCUGGAGCAGCCAAGCCUUAUUCCGCCCAGCGGAAAUUACUACUCGCUGAACGAUUGCCUGGAGUGCGUCCGCCAAGAGGUCGAACAUGUGCCACUGUACGUCACCAGCCGCCAGAGUCCGAUGCGCCGACGUUCCCGCAGCGCCAGCGUAGUUAGCAUGAGCAUGGCGAGACGACCCAGCCAGAUUGGCAUCCCUCCAACUGUGGAUCCGUCCACUGCUGUAUCGAUCGCGGCCACCAACGCUAACACAUGUUACACACCGCAACAUUUCAGUCUUAGCAAGAAGGGCCUGUUGCAGAUCGACUACUCCUGCAACUGGGACAACCUGGACCGGUACAUUGCGAAAUGAACGCGGCAUUCCAGAGCGCUUUCUUCCCUCUACAUUGCAUCAACAUUGCUUCUUCUGUACCUACUAUUAUUGUAGCAAUCGCUCCACUCUCGAAAAAUGCUCAAUUUAUUUAAUAACCAAAUAAAUACUGAGAUAGAAUCCCUUUUCCUAGGAUAAGGAAGAAUGUAUUUAAGACAAGAUAUAUUGUGCUAAUAAUUGUUGUUACGAAGGUACACUGUGUAAAUAUGCGAACGGAAAAAAAAACUAGUUUUAGAAAGUCAAUAAAAUUGUUUAGAGGAAGGUUAUUUAAUAUUUGAAUAAA